Messenger RNA from Vitis riparia (riverbank grape), 651 nucleotides. RefSeq lists its product as uncharacterized. The coding region runs from base 1 to 651 and encodes 216 amino acids. Lineage: Eukaryota; Viridiplantae; Streptophyta; Magnoliopsida; Vitales; Vitaceae. The transcript has a single exon. The record is from RefSeq and is a predicted model, not a curated record.
AUGGAGACGUGCAGGAGCCUCCAUUAUUUGGUGGAAAGGCUCAUAAAGGCGGGACAUUUGAAGCAAUACCUCCGCUUAGAUACCAGAGUUAGAGACACUCCCCGAAAUCACGACUCUGGGACCCCCAAGAUCCCAAUCGCCCCCAAAGCCAUCAUCAACUAUAGCCAUGGAGGACCACUGGAUGAGGAGUACUACUCCAAAAGAAAAAGACACGGGCUAUUGCGUGCAGCAUCAGUGCGUGAGCGCGUCAACUCCAUACGGCCUGGGAUAACUGGUGGGGGUCCCCGACCCAUAAAUGGGACAAUCAUUUUACCCCCGGUAGACCCCACACGAAUAUUACAACCACACCGCGACGCCCUCAUCCUAUCCCUAGAGAUGAGAGACUUUGAUGUGAGACGAAUCCUAGUCGACCCAGGCAGCUCGGCCGAUCUUUUACAAGCGUCAGUAAUUAGUCAUAUGGGACGUGAUCUAUCCGGCUUUGAAAACUCUAGGCGAAUCUUGUCCAGAUUCAACGGAGUGGCGACUACCUCCUUGGGAGACAUUGUGCUGUCGGUCCAAGCAGGCCCAGUCACUCUCAACGUACAGUUUCCGUGGUACAAGAUUUAUCACCCUUCAAUGUUAUCUUGGGGCGCACAUGGCUACACUAUAUGA